Molecule: messenger RNA, 1139 nt
Organism: Dryobates pubescens (Downy woodpecker)
Lineage: Eukaryota; Metazoa; Chordata; Aves; Piciformes; Picidae
Gene: AGTR2
Product: angiotensin II receptor type 2
Exons: 1
Coding region: 1-1134 (377 amino acids)
Biological process (GO): regulation of apoptotic process; G protein-coupled receptor signaling pathway; blood vessel diameter maintenance
Cellular component (GO): membrane
Molecular function (GO): angiotensin type II receptor activity
Source: RefSeq, a predicted model, not a curated record
AUGCAGAGCAACUUCUCCCUGGCCUCCGGCGGGGAAACCCUCCGAGCCCUCCCUACCGCAGCGUUCAACGCCUCGUCGGGGCCGCGCUCCGCGGCUCCCUGCCCGCUCACCUCCUCGGACUACCAGUUCUCCCUCAUCCCAGCCCUCUUCUCUGCCUUCUUCCUCCUGGGCUCGGUGGGCAACAGCGUGGUGGUGGCGGCGCUGUGUCGCCGCGGCGGCCCCGGGACGGCGGCCAACGUCUACAUCUGCAACCUGGCGGCGGCGGAUCUGCUGUGCCUCGCCACCCUCCCCUUCUGGGCCACCUACUACGCCCAGGGCUACGACUGGCUCUUUGGGGCCCUCAUGUGCAAGGUCUGCGGCUCGGUGCUCUGCCUCAACAUGUUUGCCAGCAUCUUCUUCAUCACCUGCAUGAGCGUGGAGCGGUACCGCGCCGUGGCCCAGCCGCUGCGCUCGCAGCGCAGGACUCCGCAGCAGGCUCGCUCGGUAGCCCUGGGGCUGUGGCUCCUGGCCUGCCUGGCCUCCCUCCCGACCUUCUAUUUCCGGGACACUCGCCACGUCCGGAGCCUGGGGGUCGAUGCCUGCGUCAUGGCCUUUCCCCAGGAGGCUUAUGCCAGGUGGUCUGUGGCCACAGCCCUGCUGAAAACCGCCCUGGGCUUCCUCGUGCCCCUGGCGGUGAUCACCGCCUGCUACCUGCGCAUCAGGAGGCACCUCCUGCGGGCGCGAAACUUCGGGGAAAGCCGGCAGAGGAGGGACAAAGUGCUCAAGCUGGUGGCUGCCGUGGUGGUGGCCUUCUUGGUCUCCUGGCUGCCCUUCCACGUGUUGACCUUUCUGGACGCCAUGGCCCACCUGAGGGUCAUCGAGAGCUGCGAGGUGACCGGCGCCAUCGACACGGCCCUGCCCUUCGGCAUCUGCAUGGCGCUCUCCAACAGCUGCACCAACCCCCUGCUCUACUGCUUCGUCGGCAACCAGUUCCGGGAGAGGCUCCACCGCCUGUUCAAGAGACGAGUUUCUCGGCUCAGCAGCCACCAAGAGAGCUCUUCCUGGAGGAGGGGAAGCUGCCCCAGGGCUGCUGAGACCCCCCCGGGCAGGGGAGAGGGCCCCGAGUCACAGCAUCACAGGAGCACAGGGUGUUAGGGGCU